This is a messenger RNA of Raphanus sativus (radish), 2198 nucleotides long. Its product is annotated as ultraviolet-B receptor UVR8. NCBI's taxonomy places the organism in Eukaryota, Viridiplantae, Streptophyta, Magnoliopsida, Brassicales, Brassicaceae. The record is from RefSeq and is a predicted model, not a curated record. The transcript is spliced from 7 exons. Bases 378 to 1985 code for a protein of 535 amino acids.
UAAGACCACCGCAUAAAGAGACAUUUCCUCUUCAUUCACUUCCCUCAACGCACAAAUUUGCAGACUUUCCGAGAAAGAAAACUAAAAAUAAAUAAAAAAAAAAGAGAAUUUUCACCGUCAAUUCUCUAUAGAAAAGAAUUAACCGAUCAUUUUUUCUUCAAUGCUCUGAUCAGACAUCAAAACCAACACAAGAGAAACCACUUGGGCUGUCUGUAAAUUCCAGAGGUUCGAUUCUUGUUGUUGAUGAUGGUGAUGAUGGUUUGAUGGAGAUAUGGGUUUUCAGAAAGUUCGAUCCUUUUAUGGUUUGAUCAUAACUUUGCUUGAUCAAAAAGCUAUAGAAACUUGUUGAACAAUACUAGACUACAAAACUUUGCAGAAUGGAUGCUACAACUAGUGGAACUCCAUCUUUACAGUAUCAUAACUUACCAGAGCAACCGGUUGCUUCUCCUCCUCCUCUUGUGACUCAGUUUCAGAGACAAAAACGCCAAUGCUUUGGAGAUUCAACUCCAGGAGAGUUCCCUUUAGCAGCUAACCCUUCCAUUGUCCUUCAUGUUCUCACUGAAUGUAGAUUGGAUCCUCGUGACCUCGCUAAUCUCGAGGCAACAUGCUCCUUCUUUAGCCAGCCAGCAAACUUUGCCCCGGACAGUAGUUUAUCACUACCUGAGCUCGCUGCUCUCGACAUGUGUAACAAAAGGGUGAUUUUUAAACCUAUGAAUGAACAAGAACGUGAAGAAAUGAAAAGCAGAUGCGGAGGGUCAUGGAAACUAGUCCUUAGGUUUUUGCUGGCUGGUGAAGCGUGUUGUCGAAGAGAGAAAUCUCAAGCAGUUGCUGGUCCUGGUCACAGCAUUGCCGUCACAUCGAAGGGACAAGUCUAUACCUUUGGUCACAAUAACUCUGGACAGCUAGGACAUGGCCAUACCGAUGAAGAAGCUCGGAUACUGCCCAUCAGGUCACUGCAGGGAAUCAGAAUCAUCCAAGCAGCAGCUGGUGCUGGUAGGACGAUGCUGAUAAGCGACAAUGGGAGUGUUUACGCUUGUGGGAAAUAUCUGUUCGGUGAAGCUGAGUACGGAGGAGGGCAAGGAGGGUCUAGACAGGUUACGACUCCUCAGCUUGUGACAUCUCUAAAGAGCAUAUUUGUUGUGCAAGCGGCGAUAGGGAACUUCUUUACCGCUGUUCUGUCACGAGAAGGGAAGGUUUAUACAUUCUCUUGGGGUGAAGAUGGUAGACUCGGUCACCAAACCGAGGCUAAUGAUGUCGAGCCACGUCCUUUGCUAGGUCCGUUAGAGAAUGUACCCGUUGUCCAGAUUGCUGCUGGUUAUUGCUACCUUCUUGCUUUAGUUUGUCAACCAAAUGGCAUGUCGGUUUAUUCGGUUGGUUGCGGUUUGGGAGGCAAACUCGGUCACGGGUCGAAAAUCGAUGAGAAGUACCCACGUGUUAUCGAGCAGUUUAAGGUACUGAACUUUCAACCUAGGGUAGUUGCAGCGGGUGCUUGGCAUGCAGCGGUGGUAGGUCAAGAUGGAAGAGUGUGUACUUGGGGUUGGGGGAGAUACGGUUGCUUAGGACACGGUAACGAGGAGGGUGAGUCAGUUCCUAAGGUCGUUGAAGGGCUAAGCCAUGUCAAGGCGGUUCAUGUCGCAACAGGAGACUACACUACUUUUGUGGUCUCGGAUGAUGGAGAUGUUUACUCUUUUGGUUGUGGUGAAUCUGCUAGUCUCGGUCACCAUACAGCCGUUGAUGAACAGCGUGAUCGGCAAGCUAAUGUGUUGAGUCCAGCGGUAGUAACAUCGCUGAAACAAGUGAAAGAGCGGGUGGUUCAGAUUAGUCUAACGAACUCGAUAUACUGGAACGCUCAUACGUUUGCGCUCACGGAAUCGGGGAAACUAUUUGCGUUUGGUGCAGGAGAUAAGGGUCAGCUUGGAGCAGAGCUUGGUCGUGACCAAACAGAGAGGUGUGUACCCGAAAGAGUAAAUAUCGAUCUCAGUUAGUAUUUGCACGGAAAAAGCUAGGAAGUUGCGUUUUAACUUUGUUAUGUUUGGAAGUUUGUACAAAGGGGGGUGGGACAUAAGUUAAGGAACUUGUCUUAACAUAAUAAUUGUUUGUGGUUUUAGAUUAUUCUAAUUGUUCAAGGGGUCAUGUUUUAGGUUAUGUUGUUAGUAAUUGUCGAAUAAUUUCAAUUAAUCCAUUUGGUAAGUGAAAUU